UAGUAAUUACAAGUAAACCUUGAAUCUUUCUGGUCGAUUAGUUUCUGCAUCAUUAGUUCGAUUUAUUUUUGUUUACAACUUUAUGCACAACAGUGAACCAAGAUCAAGGUGACACAAUUACAUUAAAGUUGUAAGUUGUAGGUCCGAGGCUCAGUACGACGCCGAACUGGCUCCGGCUCGCGCGCUUUCUCGUUUUAACAGUUUGACAUCAAUAAAAACGGCGAUAUAAACAACAGAAAGAAUAGAAAUACAGUUUAUUCAAAAUGGAAAAUUCAAUCAAUAACAACUUCCCGAUAGAAAUAAAAGAUGUUGAAUCAAAAACAGCUGAAGAAUUAAUGAAAUUUUUCACUGGAGAACACACAGGCUUCGUCCGCGUGGGCCCUAAGGGCUACUUCCUGCCGCAUAAGUACAGACAAGAAGCCUCCAACAUCUACAACAUGGAAGUCAGACUGAGUGAUAUUUUUGUAACAAGUUAUCCAAGAUCCGGAACAACUUGGACUCAAGAACUGGUUUGGAUGGUUGCAAAUGACCUGGACUACGAAACCUCUAACGCAAUACCUCUCACUGAACGAUACCCAUUUUUGGAGUUUUCAGUGUUCGUGCACCCUGUGAUGAUGAAACGUUUCCACGACGAGAACAGUGACAGCGAGCGAAAAAUAAAACUUUUAGAGUGGGUGACACAACCGGCGACUGAGCAACUCGCCCUUAUGACCAAACAGCGUUUUAUAAAGUCACAUUUACCACUUUCCUUACUACCGCCGGAUCUCUUGGAUACGGCUAAAGUUGUCUACGUCGCCCGCGAUCCCAGAGAUGUCGCUGUCUCUUUCUAUCAUCUCAACCGAGCAAUGCGCACUCAGGGAUACAUUGACGACUUUAAGAAGUACUGGAAAUUCUUCAUUAGCGAUUUACAUCACUGGACGCCAUACUUUGAACAUCUGAAAGAAUCCUGGGAGAGGCGAGAUCAUCCUAACUUGUUGUUCCUGUUUUACGAAGAACUUUCUAAGGAUCUGCCAAAGGCGGUACGUAGAGUUGCCGACUUCCUGGGCAAGUCGUUUACAAACGAAGAGAUCGCCAAACUGUGCGAACAUCUCAGCAUUGAUAACUUCAAGAAUAACAAAUCUGUCAACUAUGAUGUGAUGAAAGAACUAGGAAUUUUAAUAUCGGACGGACAAUCCUUCAUCAGGAAAGGGAAAGCCGGUGGCUGGCGAGAUUACUUUGACGAAGAAAUGGAACAAGAAGCUGACAAAUGGAUGGAAAAAAAUCUACGCGAUACUGACUUACGUUUCCCACACUUAAAAUGAUAAUAUAAGUAAAAAAUCCACAGCAUGUAAAAAUCAAUCUUAAUUUAAAUAUUUUACUACAUAGUAUUACUUAUUUUGUUUAAUCUGUAUGUUACUGAACUGUAAUGGAUGGAUUUUAAAUGUAAUUUUACUUAAUAGAUCUACAUUUCUUUGCAAAAUAAAAAGUGAAAUGAAAGACAAAAAGGUGAUAUAACCAUUUAUUAGAAUAAAUUGUUGUAUGUCCGUUUGCAACACCAUGAUAGUAAAGUUUACAUUGACAUAAGUAAAAAUAGCGACAUAAAAAACA
This is a messenger RNA of Papilio xuthus (Asian swallowtail), 1587 nucleotides long. RefSeq names its product sulfotransferase 1C4. Lineage: Eukaryota; Metazoa; Arthropoda; Insecta; Lepidoptera; Papilionidae. Gene Ontology annotation, molecular function: sulfotransferase activity. The record is from RefSeq and is a predicted model, not a curated record. Bases 264 to 1301 code for a protein of 345 amino acids. The transcript has 7 exons.